AUGAUGACGUCUGUGUAUCAUGAGGGCAAGUCAGUGAUCCGUCCGAUAGCGUUCAAGCCGCUGGGAGGACGCCUGUCGGCUGGAGGUGAGAGAUAUGGCUCCACACCUGUUCUGGCCAGCAGACCACCUUCACACUUAACGCUUUAUGGCAGCUCAUCGGAUGUGCGGGAAGGUCGAUGGUGCGGCUCACCGCAACCUGCCUCCCUGUCAGCUCUUCCACCGGCCACUCCAUCAGCACCUAUCCAUCAGAGGCAUCAUUCGGCUAUUGUCACAAAGUCGAGUUCUGUGCUGAGCGGCGCGGACAAGGAGCCAGUGCCGGCGCCUUCACCCGCCGACUCAGGAGUCGCUGAACUGGAGAGAGAUCAACAUGACUAUAGCACAACGGAACGCAUUCGAAGUCAUGAAGUUCGUGUACGAGCAGCCCGAGGUCUCAUGAUGCAGAGCUUCGGACGCUCCCGAGAUGAGCGGGACGCGGAACUGGCGCGCGUCAGGCGAGACCGAGCGCUGCUGCGUCAGAGGCUCGAGGACACCGAGUGGAGUCUCUGCCAGAGAGCUGGGGAGAUUGCUUUGUUGAAGACACAGCUUAAGGACGCUCAGAACGAACAAACAGCAAAGGGACACGAGUACCUCACCUUGAAGGCGGACUGCCGCCAACUGAGAGAAGUCCUCGACAAGAAAGAAAAAGAAAUCAUGAGGCUCCGAGCAGAAACGGACGAAAAGGAAAAGUCCAUUAACCGAUUACAAUCAGAAGUAGACCGCCUCACCAACGACCUCAUGGAAAGCGUGUCAGACCUCACCAAGACCAAGGAGACCAGCAAAAAUGAAAUCGAAAGACUAAAAACCGAGCUGAAGGAGCUUAGACAAGAACUGUCGGAUAUCUCUCUCAGUGGAUACGAAGGCAUCGAGUGCGGGAGGACCAUGAGAGGCAUCUACGACGUCUGCAAAACUAAUGAGUACCACUGGAACUCCAGUGAUAGUGCCUUAGAAGAUGCUGAAGUUCAAAGACUGAAUGGAGAGCUGCCGGACUCGUGCAGCGAGCCUUGCGCCGCUACCGCCAUCGUCGACAGACUCAAGUGCGAACUGGAAGCUAAAGAAACCCAGUUCAACAACGAGAGAAGAAAAUGGUCCGAAGAAAAGGACAAAGUACUUCGAUACCAGAAACAAUUACAGCUGAACUAUGUCCAAAUGUUUAAGAGAUCUCGUACUUUAGAGGCAGAAGUGGACGGCCUGAGGUUAGAACUAGAAUUAUGUAACAAGAACAUGAAAAACUUGAACAAACAUGGCAAGACUAUCGAGCUAUAA
Molecule: messenger RNA, 1302 nt
Organism: Spodoptera littoralis (African cotton leafworm)
Lineage: Eukaryota; Metazoa; Arthropoda; Insecta; Lepidoptera; Noctuidae
Source: the annotation of a GenBank genome assembly